Laetiporus sulphureus 93-53 is the source of this 435-nucleotide messenger RNA. Its product is annotated as histone-fold-containing protein. Bases 1 to 435 code for a protein of 144 amino acids. NCBI's taxonomy places the organism in Eukaryota, Fungi, Basidiomycota, Agaricomycetes, Polyporales, Laetiporaceae. The record is from RefSeq and is a predicted model, not a curated record. Gene Ontology annotation, cellular component: negative cofactor 2 complex. Gene Ontology annotation, biological process: chromatin remodeling; RNA polymerase II preinitiation complex assembly; negative regulation of transcription by RNA polymerase II. Gene Ontology annotation, molecular function: core promoter sequence-specific DNA binding; general transcription initiation factor activity; TBP-class protein binding. The transcript has 5 exons.
AUGUCGGACCGCGAGACUGGAGGCGUACCGGGCUCUGAUGAGGAUUUAUCGCUCCCGAAAGCCACUGUCGCCAAAAUGAUCACGGAGCUACUGCCUAAGGACGUGACAUGCGCGAAGGAGACGCGAGACCUAGUUAUUGAAUGCUGCGUAGAAUUCAUACACCUGAUAUCCUCGGAGGCGAAUGAAAUAUGCGAGAAGGACUCUAAGAAGACGAUAGCACCGGAGCAUAUCAUCGCUGCUCUGAAACAUCUCGGCUUCGAGUCUUUCACUGAGGAGGUCGAAGACGUCCUGAAAGAUCAUAAGCAGCAACAGAAGGAUCGCGAGAGAAAGGUAUCCAAGUUUGAGCAGUCUGGCAUGACCGAGGAAGAGCUUCUCAAGGCACAAGAAGAGCUUUUUGCGCAGAGUCGAGCGAAGUUCCAAUCAACGCAGCAAUGA